This is a messenger RNA of Cucurbitaria berberidis CBS 394.84, 1437 nucleotides long. RefSeq lists its product as uncharacterized. The record is from RefSeq and is a predicted model, not a curated record. NCBI's taxonomy places the organism in Eukaryota, Fungi, Ascomycota, Dothideomycetes, Pleosporales, Cucurbitariaceae. Gene Ontology annotation, molecular function: protein binding. The transcript has 3 exons. Bases 1 to 1437 code for a protein of 478 amino acids.
AUGGAUACCACCUUCAUCACCAUCCACGAUCUUUCCGAUGACGCCCAUAUCCUCUACUCGUCCGACUCGAUUGUCGACAUCCUCGGCCACACGCCUGAUGAGGUCGUCAACAGAUCAGUAUGGCAGUUCUUCCACCCCGACGAGGUUCCCUUCGCCAAGGAGCACCACAGUCGAGGAGUGAGACUCGACAAGGCUGCCGUGCUUUCUUACUGCCGCCUGAGGAACCGUCAGGGUGACUGGGUGGGGUGCGAGUGCUGCUUCUCUGUUGUCUACGAUGUAAUCGUAUGCUGCACCAGCAUUUACCGCAAUGGCAUGCAGAGCCAGAAGCGAGCUGCUGAGGCUCCCAUUGUGCGCAAGAUGUUUGCCUCUUCCCCAAAGGAUCCACGUUAUCACAUGUUGUCUCAUCUGUCCAGCAAGUUUCAUCUCGGUCCUGAACAACAGACGCACGAGCCCCGAGCGGCCCUCUUCAUCAACAGGUUCACCCGAACUCUGACCGUCAUGUAUGCUACGAGUGGCAUUGAGCAGAUCAUCGGCAUCUCCGGAGAGGCCAUGAAGGGACGCAGCCUCUACUACUGUAUUGCCCCAAACUGCCUCGAGGAUGCCGUUCGAUGUAUCGAGUCCGCCAAAGGCAACGACUCUAUUGCUUACAUGCGCUUCUUCUUCCGCGACCCACGCCAAGAUGACCCUCCUGAAGCCACGGCGUCUGAGAGCGAAGACGAUGCCAUGACGGACGUCACAGCUUCUGAAGAUGAGUCCGAGGGUGGGGUGGAGACUGAGGGUCCUUCUAGUUCAGAGGGCACAGGCUCAAGGCAUCGUGCGCAUCCUUCCAAUAGCCUGGGCAAUAGCGAAGAACCAAGCGCACGAAACAAUUCUGGUGCUCCCAACUCAUCUACGUCGUCAGGGGGCUCACCUCGCUCAGAGGCUCGCGACGGCACCAUUGAACUCGAAGCCGUCAUCUCCUGCACCUCGGAUGGGCUGGUCGUAUGUCUGCGACGUGCCCGCCCAAUGCUACCAGGAACAAUGCCUGUUGCGCAACCUGCACAGCAAUACAACGGCAUUUACGCGGCACCUUGGGCAAAUCAACCCAUCUUUCACCCUGCCCCUCCUCAAAUGCCGCCCUACCCCCUGGGCGCCCAACAUCCAGCCAUGGUGCAGGCUGGACCAUCACUGCAAUUCCAAAACAACUUCAUGCAGACUAUUCGCGAUGUUGCUGUCUUCGCUUGGGCUCUUACUGGCAUCAACGGCUGCCUUACAGACUAUGCUCGAGGUAACCCAAUUGGCAACAGUCAGCCUUCCGACGGUUUUCCGGUUUGGAAACCUCUGCCUGACCCAACUCAAGUCGGUAGGCAAUCUACAGCGUCUUCUGGCUAUGUCUCCGGGUCUAAUAGCUCCUCGAGCAACGACCCAUUCGGGUUUGGCGACCCUGGACUCCGCUGA